Messenger RNA from Diceros bicornis minor, 2118 nucleotides. It is a transcript of the gene BBOX1, whose product is annotated as gamma-butyrobetaine hydroxylase 1. The transcript is spliced from 8 exons. Gene Ontology annotation, molecular function: gamma-butyrobetaine dioxygenase activity; iron ion binding. The record is from RefSeq and is a predicted model, not a curated record. Lineage: Eukaryota; Metazoa; Chordata; Mammalia; Perissodactyla; Rhinocerotidae. Gene Ontology annotation, cellular component: mitochondrion. Gene Ontology annotation, biological process: carnitine biosynthetic process. Bases 654 to 1817 code for a protein of 387 amino acids.
CCCUGUUAAAUGCGCAUCUCAACGCAUUUUCUCCAAGUGAGACUUGAAGGAAAAGAGCCAGGGCUGUGAACAGGUGGGACAGGAGGGAACGAGCUCCUUCACUUGCUUCUGUUGCUCUGCUGGCUCAGGGACAGGGGACGGGACAGGGGAAGACUGGCCUUCCUUCCAUCAGGAAAGAUUCUGCACUAAGGUAGUGCCUUGCAGUGAGUCCUGGGGUUUCGUGGCUCCAGGCGCUUGUAGUAGGUCAAGUAUUUUCUCUUUCUAACUGCUUCUCCUCUAGGCCAUAAAAGCUCUUUUCUUUUCUUUUUUUUUUCUUUUCUUUUCUUUAACCUCCAUCUCCCUUCAGGAACGGCUACACCUUCAGGUUGGGACAUCCUUCCUCAUUUGCAAACCUCAGCUGUGUGUGGGGGCAGGGCUGCAGUGGAGCUGCCAGGAGCAGAAAGAAAGGCUUCUGAGUAAUAGCACUACAACAGCCGAAGGGAACCGGGGGCAGGUCGAUCUGGGAUGUGACGGGCACCAGGAGGCACCUUCCCCAAAGGAUAUUUAAGAUCAAAGCCAACGUUUUCUUUCCUUGGUGUAUUUUGCGUGGUUUGGAAACUAAAGCACAUCUGAGAACAGGUGGCUGACGAGACUUACCUGCGAGGACCGAAAACAUGCACUGUGCCAUCCAAAAGGCAGAAGCGCUGGACGGGGCUCACUUGAUGCGAGUCCUCUGGCAGGACGGCGCAGAGUCGCUCUACCCCGCCGUGUGGCUCAGGGACAAUUGCCAGUGCCCUGAUUGCUACCUGGAUUCUGCAAAAGCACGGAAACUUCUCGUGGAAGCGCUGGAUGUGAACAUUGGUAUCAAAGGCUUGGAGUUUGACAGAAAAAAGGUUCAUAUCACGUGGCCAAAUGAACAUUACAGUGAAUUCGAAGCUGAUUGGCUGAAGAAAAGAUGUUUUUCUCAGCAAGCCAGAGAAAGUCUCCAAAGAGAAUUGUUUUUGCCAGAAUGUCAGUACUGGGGUUCGGAGCUCCAGCUCCCGACGCUGGAUUUUGAGGAUGUUUUAAUAAACGAUGAGCACGCGUAUAAGUGGCUCUCCAGCCUCAAGAAAGUCGGCAUAGUGCGACUCACGGGAGCUGCUGACAGAUGUGGAGAAGUUCUCAAACUAGGGAAAAGAAUCGGUUUCCUUUAUCUCACAUUUUACGGACAUACUUGGCAAGUGCAAGACAAAAUUGAUGCAAACAAUGUGGCCUACACAACGGGGAAGCUAAGCUUCCACACUGAUUAUCCAGCCCUCCGUCAUCCACCUGGGGUUCAGUUUCUGCAUUGCAUAAAACAAACAGUCACUGGGGGUGAAUCAGAGAUUGUAGAUGGAUUUAACGUGUGCCGAAAGCUCAAGGAACAGAAUCCUCAGGCAUUCCAGAUUUUGUCCUCCACCUUUGUGGACUUUACAGACAUUGGAGUGGAUUACUGCGAUUUCUCUGUACAAUCCAAACACAAAAUUAUAGAAUUGGAUGAUAAAGGCCAAGUGGUUCGCAUCAACUUCAAUAAUGCAACUAGAGACACGCUGUUUGAUGUACCUGUUGGAAGAGUGCAGCCCUUCUACGCUGCUCUGAGGGAGUUUGUUGACCUCAUGAACUGUAAAGAAUUCAAGUUUACUUUCAAGAUGAAUCCAGGUGAUGUGAUCACUUUUGAUAACUGGCGCUUACUCCACGGCCGUCGGAGCUACGAAGCAGGAACUGAGAUAUCCCGCCAUCUAGAAGGAGCUUAUGCUGACUGGGAUGUGGUUAUGUCAAGGCUUCGUAUCCUAAGGCAGCGUGUCCAGAACAGAAACUGAAUCUCCUGUCCAUAAUUUCAGUGAGAUUCCAGCGAGUGUAUCUUGUAAGAUAAUUGCAAGGUUAUUGUCUUCACAGACCAUGAUCCAUGUCAUUUACAUAUUAAUUUCUUUAACAUUGAACAUGUCACCUUUCUCACAAGAGUUUUCCUUUCUUUGUAAUCACAAACAAUGCCAACUUUUCAGAUGUUGUAGCACUGUUCUAUCCUUUCCACAUAAAGCAUCCUUUCUGUUCUAUUGCACGUAUAUGAGUCUCCAGAAUGCCUACAAAUAGUUUUGUAUCAAUAAAACCUUUCUUCAAAUA